Molecule: messenger RNA, 2639 nt
Organism: Pneumocystis carinii B80
Lineage: Eukaryota; Fungi; Ascomycota; Pneumocystomycetes; Pneumocystales; Pneumocystaceae
Product: trehalose-phosphatase
Exons: 11
Coding region: 47-2596 (849 amino acids)
Biological process (GO): trehalose biosynthetic process; fungal-type cell wall organization; cellular response to heat
Cellular component (GO): alpha,alpha-trehalose-phosphate synthase complex (UDP-forming); cytosol
Molecular function (GO): catalytic activity
Source: RefSeq, a predicted model, not a curated record
GUUAUAUAUAAAUACAUAAAUUGGCUAAAAUAACGUAUUUUUGGAGAUGAACUUGUAUAAUACAUUGAAUGAGGACGAGAAAAGUGUAUUAAAAGAAUCUACGGAGGAGAAUAAAGCGGAUAGUUGCUUUUUUUCUAAUAAUUUUGUGAAUAAUCAGUGUAAAAAUGAAAAAAAGAAGAACGGCGGAAUAUGUUCACCAGAAAAUAUACCAUGGCCUUUAAAAUGUUCAGAACGAGUUAUUUUUGCAUGUACAUCAAUACCAUAUAAGUGUUUUUUUAAUCCCCAGAAUGGAGAAUGGAAAUUCCGUCCUAGAAGAGGAGAAUCGUCAUUAUUUGCAUCAAUAUCAUGGCUUUCUCGAGAAACAGGGUGGGAAACUAAGUUAGUUGGGUGGACGGGUGAGAUAACGGCAAGUUGUCAGGAAAUACAAUCAAAUUCUAAUGAUAUGGAUACAACGAAUAAUACAAAUACAGUAUUAUUAACAUCAGAAGAUAAAGAAAGAUUUAUGGAAUCGUUUUCGAAAUCAUAUGAGGAUGAGAUUGUGCCUAUAUGGAUGUUAUCGGAUUCAGAUCAUCAGUUUGGAGAAACGAUUGAACAACAAUCUAGAUGGAGGAAAUAUCCAAAUACAGUAUUAUUACCAUUAUUUCAUUAUCGUCUAUGGAAUAAUACAACAGAUGAAUGGAAUGAACAAACAUGUUGGAAGGAUUAUGUGGAAUUUAAUAAAGCAUAUUCAGAUGCUAUUGUUAAGAUUUAUAGGCCAGCAGACAUUAUUAUUAUUCAUGAUUACUAUCUUCUAUUAUUGCCUCAACUUAUUCGUCAAGAGUUACCUAAUGCGUAUCUGGGCUUUUUCUUACAUGAACCUUUUCCAAGUUCAGAGAUUUUUCGUUGUCUUCCAAAGCGAAAAGAAAUAUUAAUGGGAAUGCUUGGGGCUAAUAUGAUUGGGUUUCAAAGUUAUUCUUUUUCAAGGCAUUUUGUUAGUACUUGUACAAGAGUUUUAGGAUUCGAUUCUAUUGGAAAAGGAAUUGAUGUUAACGGUGCAUAUGUAGCUAUAGAAGUUCUUCCAAUGGGAAUAGAUGCUCAACGGGUUGAAAAAGAAUCACAAACUCAGAAAAUUCAGAAAAAAAUGCAAUUUAUUAGGGAGUUAUAUUCAAAUAAGAAAAUACUUAUAGGAAGAGCAAAAAUAUAUGAAAUUCAAGGAGUAUUACAAGGAUUGAAGGCCUUUGAAAGUUUUUUAAAACAAUUUUCUAACUGGAGAAAUCAAGUUGUGUUUAUUCAAGUAACUUCACCUGUAAAUGAUGACACAUCAAAAUUUGAGAAACAGAUACAAGAUUUAAUAGCCGAAAUAAAUGGAACAUAUGGAUCAUUGGAAUUUACACCUGUACAUCAUUAUCACCAACAUUUAGAAAAAGAUGAAUAUUUUGCGCUUUUAAGAUCAGGCGAUGUAGGAAUAAUUACUGCUAUCAGAGAUAGCAUAAACACCACAAGUUUAGAGUAUGUUAUUUGUCAAAAAGGAAACAAUGGGCCUUUAUUAUUAUCAGAAUUUUCAGGAACAAAAGAUGCACUUCAAGAUGCAAUUCAAGUUAACCCAUGGGAUGUUACGGAUACUGCAAAAAAAAUUAACGAGGCACUUUGUAUAUCUGAAUCUGAAAAAGAAGCACGUCAACUUAAAUUGUAUAAUUAUGUUACAAUGAAUACUGUUCAAACAUGGAUUUCAUCAUUCAUAUCAAAAUUAUUAACAAAUUUAGCAACUUUUAACUAUAAUCAAAUUACUCCUGUUAUUGAUACUACGUUAUUAACAAAUGCUUAUCAGAAAGCGAAUAAACGCUUGUUUAUGUUUGAUUAUGAUGGAACACUAACACCAAUUGUUAAAGAUCCACUUGUUGCUAUUCCAUCCCAACAACUUUUACGGGUUUUAAGAGCAUUAGCUGAAAAUCCCCAAAACCAAGUAUGGAUAAUUUCUGGACGUGAUCAAAGUUUUUUGUCAAAAUGGCUAGAUAAUAUUCCUCAACUAGGAUUGAGUGCAGAACAUGGUUGCUAUAUGCGUUUUCCAAAUACAUCUAAUUGGUUAGAUCUUACAAAAAAUAUGGAUGUAUCAUGGCAAGAAGAAGUUUAUAAGAUUUUUGAAUAUUAUACAGAACGUACUCAAGGUUCAUUUAUUGAACAAAAAAGAUGCACGCUCACAUGGCAUUAUCGUCGGGCAGAUCCAGAUUAUGGCCUUUUUCAGGCAUUAGAAUGUCAAAAUCACUUAGAAAGCCUAAUUACAUCAAAUUAUAAUGUUGAAGUAUUAAAUGGAAAAGCAAAUAUUGAAGUUCGACCUUUUUCUAUCAAUAAAGGUGAAGUAGUAAAUCAAUUAUUAGCCCUUUUUAAAGACGAAAAACCCGAUUUUGUUUUCAGUGCAGGAGAUGAUAAAACAGACGAAGACAUGUUUCGUAUUUUAAAGAAAAGAGAAGAUUUAAAAACAUAUUUUACCGUAACCAUUGGCGCAUCAAAUAAAAUCACAACAGCAGACUGGCAUAUUCAAGGACCUUUUGAAGUUCUUUCUGUAUUAGAAUCACUUAUUAAUAUAAAAUCAUCGAACGAUUCGGCUAAUGAUACUUAAAUAUAAAAUAUCACAUUUCUAAUAUUACCUCGAUUUCAAUACA